AUGGCCACCACCACCACCACCACCAACAAACCCUGGUCCAACCGCCCACAGAAACGCUACAGACUAGUCGACUGCACGCUCCUCGACCCCAAAGACGGCGGAACAUACACCCACGUCACCCUCGAUAUCAAAGACGGCCUGGUUCAUAGAAUGACCAAGCUGUCGCAAUGGCCUUCCCCGGGCGACGAGGCACUGAGCUGGACGUCGAAUGAACAGCUUACUAUCAUUAAUCUUGAUGGGAGGUUCGUUUGUCCGGGGUUGAUAGAUUGUCAUGUCCAUCUGGCGACGCCACCUGGAGAGGAUGGGUUGAGAGGGACGCUGGAUCAGGAUUCGCAGACGAGUUUGUUGCGGCAGCCGUGGUUGGCGGGCGAGAUGUUGAAGCGUGGGUUUACCAGUGCGAGGGAUUGUGGCGGGGCUGGUCUUGCGCUCAAGGAGGCUUUGGCUGAGGGGUUGUAUCCUGGUCCCAGGCUGUUUAUCUCAGGUCAUGGGAUCUCGCAGACAGGAGGUCAUGGCGAUUUGAGGUCGGCGAAGGAUGCAGAGUAUGCAUGCUGUGGUGGCAACACGCGCGGACUCGGGCGGAUAGCAGAUGGCGUCGAGCAGUGUCUGCAUGCUGCUAGGGAGGAGUUGAGAUGUGGAGCUGAUUUUAUCAAGAUCAUGGUGUCCGGUGGCGUGGUCUCCAGCACCGACAAGCUCACGGGCUUGCAGUAUACCCCUGAGGAGAUCAGAGCUUUCGUCAAGGUGGCGAGUGAUGCUGGGACAUAUGUCACCGCGCACGCUUACACACCUGCUGCUAUACGAAAUGCUGUCGAGAAUGGUGUGAUGGGUAUUGAGCACGGCAAUCUGAUCGAUGAGCCGACUGCGAAGCUGAUGGCGGAGAAGGGUGCGUUCCUCACGCCCACAUUGGUGACAUACCAAACCAUGGCAUCAAAGGGAUUUGGCUCGUUCUUACCACCAUCCAUCGCCAAGAAGAACCUGCAGGUACUCGCUGCCGGCUUGAACAGCAUCCAGAUCGCAGACAAUGCGGGAGUCACAAUGUGCUUUGGCACCGAUUUACUUGGCCCUUUGCAAGUCAAGCAGAAUGGCGAGUUCGUGCUACGGAAGCAGGCAGGUCUCAGUGCGUUGAAGAUCUUGCAGAGCGCGACUGUGAAUGCAGCUCGGAGAGUAGGCUUAGAGAACAAGCUUGGACGUGUCAAGGAGGGUUUCUUUGCCGACCUACUGAUCUUGAAUGCUAAUCCGCUGGAGGACAUUACUGUGCUCGAUCGGCCGGAGAAGCAUCUGCUGGCUGUUUUCAAAGAUGGCAGGGUGCUGGAGAGCCGAUGGUCCAAAGUGCCGACUGAUAUGCCGUCGUCUUCCAAGAUUGAGUAG
Molecule: messenger RNA, 1365 nt
Organism: Recurvomyces mirabilis
Lineage: Eukaryota; Fungi; Ascomycota; Dothideomycetes; Mycosphaerellales; Teratosphaeriaceae
Exons: 1
Coding region: 1-1365 (454 amino acids)
Molecular function (GO): hydrolase activity, acting on carbon-nitrogen (but not peptide) bonds
Source: RefSeq, a predicted model, not a curated record